Stegodyphus dumicola is the source of this 5670-nucleotide messenger RNA. Its product is annotated as Na(+)/H(+) exchanger protein 2-like. Gene Ontology annotation, biological process: proton transmembrane transport; potassium ion transmembrane transport; sodium ion import across plasma membrane. Gene Ontology annotation, molecular function: sodium:proton antiporter activity; potassium:proton antiporter activity. The record is from RefSeq and is a predicted model, not a curated record. Lineage: Eukaryota; Metazoa; Arthropoda; Arachnida; Araneae; Eresidae. Gene Ontology annotation, cellular component: plasma membrane.
GAGUGAGUGAUUGAAAGGAGCGGAGGAGAAUCGAAGGUUUCGUUUUCAAAAAUGUUUUCUUCAGUUUAAUUUCUCUGAUUACUAGAAAUUUCUUUUACAAGGCUGAGAAUGUAUACCUUAUUAUUUUUCGCAGAAAAUUAUGUGAUGAACAAUUCCAGGCUGAUCUUGAUUCUAUAAUGAACAACUAAAAUAUUCGUAAAAGUAGAAGCAUCAAAGUUUCUAAGGAUUUUCGGGAAGAAAAUUUUAUCAAAAUUGCAUCAAUGGGUAAUUUCUUCUUUCUUGGUCACAUUAAGCUUAAAAACUUCGUUUCAACUGAUUAAUUCAAGUUCAAGAAAAGCAUACUACAAAACAUACUGCACUCUCUAAUGACACGAUAUGUUAUAGAAGAAAAUCAUUUUUUCUAUUUUUAAGGUAUUUUUAAGGGAAUAGGACUUCUUUUGUUGUAAUUUUGUAUGAUUACUAUAAAUUUAUUAUGAGCAAAUAUGGUGGUAAAGGAGUUCUUUGGCUUUGGACGAAAGGAUCAUAAUGUGACAAACUUACUUUAAUAGGAAUUCAACUUUUCCAAAGAAUUUUUGAUCAGAAAUUAUGUUAGGAAUGAUGUUUAAAUUACAUGUUGUACUGUGCCUGGCAGUUGUGCUUGUUUUAUUUGGUGCUUCGUUAGCAGAUGACAUAAAUGCUGGGACACUCAGUGAUUUUGGGAACACUAGAAACACAGAAAGAAUAUCGAACCAAAUCAAUAGCCCUGUAGUCGAAACUCUUUACAGAUCUGCAGAUGUGUCGUCCGAACCUCCAAACAUGAAACUUCACAAAACCAAAAGAUACAAAGUAGCUAAUUUCGAUUUUGAUCAUAUAGCUUCUCCUUUUAUCAUCACAGCAUGGAUCUUCGUCGCAUGUUGUGCCAAAAUUGCCUUCCAUGUCAGCCCCAAACUGGCAAAUUACUGCCCAGAAAGCUGCAUGUUGCUGCUGGUGGGUGUGGCCAUCGGACUAGUCUUGUUCCAUAGCGGUAUGACGGUCGGUCCCUUGACACCCACCGUCUUCUUCCUCUUCAUGUUGCCACCCAUCGUCUUCGAUGCUGGUUACUUUAUGCCAAACAGACUAUUUUUUGACAAUAUCAUAUCUAUUCUCGUCUACGCUGUCGUGGGAACUGUGUGGAAUGCUUUGAGUAUUGGUGUUACAUUAUGGGCCAUAGGAUUAACUGGAAUAUUUGGAUACGAUGUACCUCUCAUGGACAUGCUACUGUUCAGCUCAAUUGUUUCAGCAGUGGAUCCGGUUGCAGUUUUGGCUGUGUUUGAAGAGAUUCAUGUUAAUGAAGUGCUGUAUAUCAUCGUUUUUGGAGAAUCCCUUCUUAAUGAUGCUGUGACUGUGGUGCUAUACCACAUGUUUGAGGGCUACACAGAGAUGGGAGUCCCCAACAUUCUUCCAAUUGACUACUUUGCUGGCGUGGCUUCCUUCUUCGUGGUUUCUGUCGGUGGAACAGUGAUUGGAAUAAUCUUCGGGAUACUGACAGCAUUUCUGUCCAGAUACACCACAUCUGUCGCAGUCAUAGAGCCCAUGUUUCCAUUUAUUAUGGGGUACCUGGCAUACCUUUUUGCAGAAAUGUUUCAUCUAUCCGGCAUUCUUUCGUUGGUUUUCUGCGGUAUAACAAUGAAGAAUUACGUAGAGGAAAACAUUUCGAAUAAAAGUCACGUGACUGUGAGAUAUGUGACAAAAAUGCUUGCAACAGCGUCUGAAACGAUAAUCUUCGUUGUACUCGGAGUGUCGACGGUGAAUGACAACCACGAAUGGAACACCUGGUUUGUCCUCUUCAGCAUUUUGUUCUGCAGCAUCUACAGAGCAAUUGGUGUAGUGGUUUUGAGUGGCUUCCUCAACCAGUUCCGCCUUCAUCAACUGAAUGGUGUAGAACAGUUCAUCAUGUCAUAUGGAGGGCUCAGGGGAGCUGUUGCAUUUGCUCUGGCUUUAAUUAUUGACGAAAAGAUCAUUCCUAGCAAGAAAAUGAUGGUUACAACAAUUAUUGCAGUUGUCUAUUUCACAGUAUUUGUUCAAGGUAUGACGAUAAAAUUUUUUGUUAGAAUCUUAAAAGUGCCACAAAAGAGCGACAGGGAGAUUUCCAUGAAUGAAAGACUGCAUAUCACGGUUAUAGAUCACGUGAUGGGAGGUAUUGAAGAAGUUGCAGACCAGUUUUUGGGAAACAAUAAAAUUCGAGACAGGUUUAAAUACUAUAAUAAUAAGUAUUUACGCCGUUUCUUGACGAAUCACUCAGAAGUAAAUGAGCCAAAGAUUUUUGAAACUCACUCCAGACUGAACUUGUUGGAUGCUAUGAAUAUGGUCAACAGUGGAUCUAAGGUGACCAUCGAACCUGGCUUACCACUCUCCACCGUACUAAGAAAUUAUACCCAAGCCAAUCUUACAAGGCUUGCUGCUGAUGAAGUAAAUCCGUCUGCUGUAGAGUCAAAUCUUCUCAACAUUGACAUGGGCGAAUUAACCUAUAACCCUAGUUUCAAAGAUCUUGCGGAUUCAGAAAUACAUCAUAUUUUGGAGGAUGCCAUGUUUAAGCCAAUAAAACGGCCUCGUCGAUACAGUCGGUCUCAGUUUUAUGACAGCGGACCAAAGCACCCACCCUUCCACCAUCACAUGCGUCUGCAAAUUCGAAGAUUGGUAAGCGAGAGCAGAAGACGCAGAAAAAAGAGUAGACUUCAGCCUCCUAAUGGUUGCCCCGUUAACGGAAGCAAAAUGCCAAUAAGUACCAUCUAUCUCAAUUCAGGACCUAAUCAUCCCCGAGUGACCGUGACAUCAGCUGGUCAGGAAGAAAACGAAGACGAAGGAAUAAUAUUUACGGCUAAGAGCAACAGUCUUGCAGAAACGGAGGAGCCACCUGUUCGCACACUGACUGAGACAGUCUUGCCUUGGAAACGAGAGAAUGAUAUGGCAGACUGCGACCCAGCAAGACCCCAAGAAGAAUUCCCUACGUGGGUAAACAACCGGGAAUAUUAUCCGGGCUAUAUGUCACCAACACAUACCUUUCUCGAAAGUUUGUGUGAUCGUGAACCUAAUGGAGUACAUACUAUCUAUGAAUCCCUAGAAGAAAAUGACGACUGUUUUGAGGAUGACACUAAAACGUCGCCGACUUCUGUGGGAGAAAUCGAACAAAAGAAAAACGAUCAACGUCAAGUUACCAUUGAGGAAAAUGCUCCUGUUGUCCAGUAUCAACCAAGUAGUCCAGCUAGUAUCCAGGAAAGACGACAGUACUUUCGCAACUCUUCUGCAUUCCGAAGAUCACCAGACAGAUUCUCACUGAACAGUUCCCUGUCUGAAGAUACUUCAAGACCUGGGUCAUCAGACAUCAUAAGUAUAGAAUGCCCUGAUGUUGCUUUGGAUCUAGAAAAUGAAACAGAUACUAAACUGUAGUAUCAUUUUAAAUGUAUCUUGAAAUGGUAACAUAUCAGUUCAAACUGAUAUUAAAUUUUUUGUUGUGAUUUUGUAAAAAAUGUCACAAGCCCUUCAUGUGUUUCCCAAAUGCUGCAUGAGUAUGCAUUUUUAAGAGAAACUUAAACUAUAUUAUAAGACAGUUCGGUCAUUGCAAUCACAAAUUGAAACUGAUUGUCAUCAAAAGUUGUUUAAGAUUAUCUGAACGAGCAGUGUAAAUUAUGAUAAAAAACCUUUUUCGCAUUCUGACAUGCAGCGGAUUAGUCGUUUUUCAUUUUUUUUUUUUUUUUUUUUUUAAAUAUUUAUUGCAAAGACACAAAAUGAUCUCUCAUCAACCAGUUAGGAGGGAAAUUAUUACUACAAUAAAUUUUAAAAAGUCUUCCAUGUACUUACAUACAAUGCUUUUUCAUUUUAAGAAUGAAUGUCCAUUCAUUUUAAUGAAAUUUAUUAAAUUAAAAAUAGCUAAAAGAGUACAGAGACAACUAAUGAAGGAUAAGUUCAAGCUAUUUUAGCUAGAGUCAGCUAUUUAACUUAGCAAGUUUCUUCAAAUGUUGAUAUUCUUUUUUCUGAUCUAGGGGAAUGAUUGCAUAUUGUUCUGUAAUUAAAUCUCAUACCAAAACAGAAGGUAAAUAGAAAAUAUAUGAUAUUUUUACUUGAAAUUGGUGUACAAAACAAAAUUUCAGUGUUCAUUAAAUAAACAAAAGAAGUGUUCGUAGAUUUAAAUGGUAUCUUAUGGGACAUUUUGCUGGUUAGAGUGAGAAACAUAACGAAUGACUUAAAAAGCGACCGGUUGCAAAUUAUAUUAUUCGUUUUCUCAUUUUUGUUUGUCAUUUAUUAUGUUAUCAAGCACACUUUUUUCUGGACUUCGUAAACUUUAACACGAACCUGAUGUAGGAAAUUACGGCAUGUGUAUUACAGUAUUUUUACUUAAAGGAAUUUACAUUAAGGUAAACUUUUGGUUUCGAUUUUCAUUUAGUCCACAUACACUAGAGCUUAUACCAAAAAUGACAUGACGAAUUACUUCCUUAUAAAUAACUGAAUAUAGAAAUGAUAAAGAAUUAUUUUCAUAAAAACGUAAACGUUUCGUCGAAUUUAGAUUAUAAUAUAAUAGUUGAUUUAAGAGCUCUGUCUUAAAUUCUGAGGUUCCUAUUGAACUAAGACAAAAGAGGCAAUCAAGUUCUCUAAAAACAGAAACAAAAGCACAUUGUGCAGUAAUUAAUGAAAGAUUUAGUUUAUCGUACGGAAUUUGCAAUUCGUAGAUUGUUCUGAUUUCCAGACAUUCCAUAACACUUCUUGUUUUGGAAGCUUUACGGAGUUGUAAAUUAGAGUAGAUGAAAUUGCUAAAAACAGUAUUAUCAGAAUAACCCCCUUUUCAAGUGGGGUAAAAAAUAUUUUUAUAUGAAAUGCAACAUAGAUCACUGUUGACAAUUUCAAUUUCGCCAUUAGUACUGAGAAUAUAAUCGGACUGUGAAUCAUCCAAAUAAAAUAUCCUAUAAUAUUUUUUAAUGGCUACUUUCUAAAAAUACUAUUUAUUGCUUAUUGAACCGAAUGUAGACUUUCCUGGAGAAAGAAUUUCAUAUAUUUUUCUGAAAUACUUCAGUCCUGAUACGCAUCUACUUCAUGUUCAUCUCUCUCUGAAUGUGACUUUUUUAUCUUAUUCGUGGGUUUAAUCUACUAUAUAAUUGUUAUGCAGUAUCUUUGUUAACUGAAAGCGAAAGAGGAAAUAGUACUAAAGUUUUAAUUCGUUGUUUUUAAUGAAAGACUUUCCUGGAGAAAGACUUUCAUACAUAUUUUCUGAAAUAUUUUCAAUCCUGAUAUGCAUCUAUUUCAUGUUAUCUGCUUCAUGUUCAUUCCUCUCUGAAUGUAAUCUUUUAUCUUAUUUGUGGGUUUAAUCUUUAUAACUGUUAUACAGUAUCUUUGUUAAUUAAAUGUGAAAAUAAAAGUAAAAGAGGAAAUGUUAUCAAAGUUUUAAUUCGUUGUUUGAUCUGAAGUUCCUAUUAAAUAUUAUAAUUAUUUGUAGUUUGUUGGAUAAAAAUUAAGUUAUCUUGAAAACUCAUAUUCUUUUAUUACGUAUUGAUGAGAAGUUAGUUUCAAAUGUAGUUUAUGUAAACUUACGUUGUGAUGUUGUUACUGUAAAUUAAUUUACGUUUUAAUUCCAAAUUUGUUAUCCUAAUGUUAUUUUACAAAAAUUGUUUUGCAUUCAAAUGUUUUAAGGAUAAAAAAAAAUAAAGAAAACUUUUGUACAAA